UCGUUAAUGGAUAGCUUAUUGGGUCUUCUUCGGGUUCGGGUCAUUCGCGGCGUCAACCUCGCCGUACGCGACGUCCGCAGCAGCGAUCCUUACAUUGUCGUUAAAAUGUCCAAACAGAAGUUGAAGACCCGCGUGAUCAAAAAGGACAUCAAUCCCGAAUGGAACGAGGAUCUCACUCUAUCUGUUACAGAACCGAACGCUACAGUCAAGCUGACAGUGUACGACCACGACACGUUCAGCAUGGACGACAAAAUGGGAGUCGCGGAGUUCGAGAUCAGACCAUUCAUCGAAGCAUUGCAAAUGAAUUUAGCAGAGGUACCAAGUGGAACGGUAGUGUCAAGAGUGCAGCCAAGCAGGCAAAAUUGCCUAGCUGAAGAGAGCCCCAUUGUGUGGGAGGAUGGCAAGGUUGUUCAAAACAUUUGCCUACGCUUGCGCAACGUCGAGCGUGGCGAAGUCGAGAUCCAGCUGCUAUGGAUCGAUCUACCCGGUUCUAAAGCUGCAUUGACCACGUGCUCCAAGACAUGGAUGGAACUGAGUGGCUACACGACGGUUGAACCUGGUAAAGAAAAGGAGCGUCUUGAGAAGAUACCGGGAAAAAUAAAGAAGGCUUGGGGUCCCGCGUGGCGUGUACCCGGCGUCGCUAACUAUGUGAAUCGCUUCAAGUCUACACUUCUUCUCCAACGCUGUUUAUAUAAGAAAUGA
This is a messenger RNA of Cucurbita maxima (winter squash), 702 nucleotides long. Its product is annotated as protein C2-DOMAIN ABA-RELATED 4-like. NCBI's taxonomy places the organism in Eukaryota, Viridiplantae, Streptophyta, Magnoliopsida, Cucurbitales, Cucurbitaceae. The transcript is spliced from 4 exons. The record is from RefSeq and is a predicted model, not a curated record. The coding region runs from base 7 to 702 and encodes 231 amino acids.